Messenger RNA from Chaetomium strumarium, 2276 nucleotides. RefSeq names its product major facilitator superfamily domain-containing protein. The transcript has 5 exons. Gene Ontology annotation, cellular component: membrane. Gene Ontology annotation, biological process: transmembrane transport. NCBI's taxonomy places the organism in Eukaryota, Fungi, Ascomycota, Sordariomycetes, Sordariales, Chaetomiaceae. Gene Ontology annotation, molecular function: transmembrane transporter activity. The record is from RefSeq and is a predicted model, not a curated record. The coding region runs from base 391 to 1941 and encodes 516 amino acids.
GACGGAGCCAAAGGAUUUCCCCCACCAACGAAACCAGAUCGCUGGGCUCUGAUAAGUCCCCUGAAGAUAACAAUACCGCAGUACUAUCUCUAUCGGAGUUAGCAGGUAUCAGGGCUGUGGUAGAUACUAGCAAGGUUCCCCGGCUUUUGUACGACACAGGAUCACGAUUACCGGCGACCACAGCGAUAGACGCUGAACAAGGAGCUGGAUCGAGUCUCGAGCCGUUCUCUGUACAUAAUGCGAAUAUGAUAUAGGUAUCCAUCCCAUCACCCAGCUCCGACGGCAGACUCGACACCCAGCACCGCAACCUGAACAGUCAACAGGGUGAAUCACAAUCUGCUUGUCUUUUUUUUUUCCCCGACAGUCCAGCCCCUGAAGCACGCAGCAAAAAUGGCAGAUACCGCCAAACAACCCGAUCGAAAGGACGACAGCGACUACAUCAAUGCCGGAUCCAUGGAGGCCGGCGAGGUUGGCGACCUGAAAGGGGCCACCAACCGAGAGUUGGACGAGGCUGCCAAAUACCUGGCUGGCCACGACGAGUUUGGCCCCAUGAGCCCGGAGAUGGAAAAGAAGCUGGUCAAGAAGAUCGAUGCAUGGAUUCUGCCGCUUGCUCUCAUCACGGCAACCCUCGGCGCGGUGGACAAAGUCCAGCUCGGCACGGCUGCCCUCUACGGAUUCCGCGAGGACAACCACCUUGUUGGCCAGCAGUACAGCUGGCUGGGCAGUAUUUUACCCCUGGGAACAGUCUGUGGCAUGUUCCCGGCCGCGUAUCUCGUCCAGCGUUUCCCGCCCGGCAAGCUGCUUGCGUGUGCAUCCCUCACCUGGUCGGUCCUCACUUGCCUGUACGCGCCAUGCCGGAAUUGGGCUGGCUUCAUGGCCCUCCGCUUCAUCCUCGGCUUCCUCGAAUCGGCCAUCUCGCCCUGCCUCACCAUGAUCGCCGUCAGCUUCUACAAGAAGAGCGAGCAGGCACCCCGGAACGCAAUCAUCUUCGCCUACUUCUCGUCCAUCCUCAACGGCUUCUUCGCCUUCGUGGUCGGCAAGAUCCCGGACUCGGCGCCGCUCUUCAAGUGGCAGUACCUCUACAUCAUGACGGGCAGCAUCAACCUUGCCUGGUCCCUCUUCCUGAUCUUCGUCAUGCCCGACAGCCCCAUGAACGCGCGCUUCCUGACGGCCGAGGAGAAGUACCACGCGACGAAGCGGCUGGCUGAGAACCGCACGGGCAUCGCCAACAAGGUCUGGAAGUGGAACCAGUUCUUCGAGUGUUUCAUGGACAUCCGCAUCUGGCUCAUCUUCUUCUUCGACAUCGUCAUCAACAUCCCCAACGGCGGCCUCCAGACCUUCGGGUCGAUCAUCAUCAGCAACCUCGGCUUCAGCGCGCUCGAAUCGAGUCUGUUGACCAUGCCGUUCGGCGUGCUGGCCACCACGGGCGCCUGGAUCUUUGGCUACAUCGCCGUCAAGUGGCACAACCGACGCAUCGCCACGGCCUGCCUCGCCCUCAUCCUGCCGCUGAUCGGCACGUCGGUCGUGUAUGCGGUGCCGCGAUUCCACACCGCCGCGCAGAUGGUGGGCCUGUACCUCAUGUACUUUUACUGGCCCCCAUACGUGGUCGGCAUCUCCCUCCUGCAGGCCAACACGGCCGGGCAGACCAAGAAAGCGGUCGCCUACAGCUGGGUCAACAUCGGCUACGCCGUGGGCAACCUGAUCGGCCCGCAGACGUUCCGGGCCGACCAGGCGCCGACCUACACGGGCGGCGUCAUCACCAUGCUGGCCUGCUACUGCGCCAGCAUGGCGCUGCUGGGCUGCUACUGGGCCAUCUCGGCGUGGGACAACAAGCGCAAGGACGCCAAGUACGGCGCCGCGCAGCGCGUGGACGAGAGCGGCUUGGACGGGUUCGUGGAUAUCACCGAUAAGGAGCAGGAGGGCUUCCGGUAUACUACGUAAGGUUACUAGUAGUACUGCGCAGGGAGGUCAUCGCAGGGAUGGAAGGCUUCCUCCUGUAAGGCAGUUAGGGAGGGGAAGCGUAAUACGACUUCGGAGACAUGGAAUCUUACUGCUAGUAUUGGGUAUCAUGAGAACCGGCGAGGAAGAGCAACAGCCAAGAGCGAGAGAGUACUAUCAGCAGUUGAACAUUGGUCUUAGUACAUAGUAUCUCUCAGGUGCGCAGCAACAGGCAAGCUCCUUACCUUGGUCAUAUUAAGAGACCUCCACUGCCGGGCCCUGACAUGUUGUUAUUGUAUUGUACUUGUACUCGUACCUGUACCCUACGCCAAGCUAAU